GGAUCCCAAGCCCUGAUGUGAUCGCCCGUCUUUGCACACGGCCACGUACACGCUUCGGGUCUGAGCGAAGUUCUCGUGGAGAAGCGUGAACGCUAAAUUGACGAUGUCGUCCCGCCGCGACGCCGAGCGGACGAUCUUGGCAAAAACACGGUGCUCUGUCCUUCCCGCUCUUCCCUCACUGGCUGAGCGCCAUGUAGAGACCUCCCCCUCCGCGUUGCUCUCAGAGACCUCCAAACAAGAUGUCUGGCGAAAAGGCUGCUUACAAUCCUCAGCUACCUGCACCCAUCAUGCAGACUCAACAACAUCCGUAUGCCGCACAACAAGGCCAUCAGGCAGUUCCUGCUAUGCAGCACCAGCAAGCGCCCGUCUAUGUUCAGCAGCCUAUGCAUCAGCAUGAUGAGAAAGGCAUGCCCUACCGACAGCAUCCUCAGCACAUGCAGCAGCCUCAGGCUAUGCCCGCCAUGGUCGCUACAGCUGACAACAUUCUCGGUCGUCCCCGCGAUGCCGACGGAAAGCGCGAAUGGAGUUACGGGCUAUGCUCCGGCAAGACCUGCAGCGGCUGCCUCUUCCCUUACUUCUGUAGCUGCAUCUCCUACGGUCACAAUGCCCAGCGCUACGAAGCGCUCAGAAAUACAGGCAGACCCAAGACGAACCCAGAGAUCUUCAGUUCACCCUGCAUGCUCUGGCUCCUCGUCUCGUGCAUCAUUCCGCCAUCGUGUAUCUUCCUCCCCGGUCAGCGCGAGCAGAUCGCGUCGAGAUACGGCAUUCGCACCAACGGAUGCUCCGAAUGCUGCCUCUCGAUCUUCUGCGCACCUUGCAUGCUUUCGCAAGCUUCGCGCGAGCUCGAACUCGAAGAGCAAGCCAUUCGAUAGACUAUCCGUUCACUUCAUGGACUUUACGGGGUUGUUAGGGACUGAGUUGUAUCGCUGGUGCGAACAAUUGCAACGUGUGCACAAC
Molecule: messenger RNA, 957 nt
Organism: Mixia osmundae IAM 14324
Lineage: Eukaryota; Fungi; Basidiomycota; Mixiomycetes; Mixiales; Mixiaceae
Exons: 3
Coding region: 240-872 (210 amino acids)
Source: RefSeq, a predicted model, not a curated record